Molecule: messenger RNA, 789 nt
Organism: Penicillium macrosclerotiorum
Lineage: Eukaryota; Fungi; Ascomycota; Eurotiomycetes; Eurotiales; Aspergillaceae
Product: HAD family hydrolase
Exons: 2
Coding region: 1-789 (262 amino acids)
Source: RefSeq, a predicted model, not a curated record
AUGCCAGACAACGCACGGCCAGUCGGCCUUCUUUUUGACAUUGGAGGAGUUUGUGUUGUGUCCCCAUUUCAAGCUAUUCUGGAUUACGAGUUGUCGCAAAAUAUCCCUCCAGGCUGGGUGAACUUCAGUAUUUCCCGGACAUCCCCCAAUGGCAGUUGGCACCAGCUGGAGCGCGGCGAAAUCCCGAUGGAUGCCAGCUUCUUCGCCGCAUUCAAUGAAGAUUUGCGAAACCCAACUCUAUGGAAGCAGUUCCACGAGCAGCUGGCGCAAAAGAAUGGGGGGAAUGGAUUAGCUUCCAUCCCUCCGCUCCCGAAGGUUGACGCCGAAUGGCUUUUCUGGGAAAUGAUGAGGAUAUCGCGUACCCCGGAUCCAUAUAUGUAUCCGGCACUGAAAAAGCUGCGAAAAUCCGGCCAGUAUCUGAUGGGCGCCCUCUCCAACACGGUCAUAUUUCCGGAGGGCCAUCCCUAUAACGGGGAUACAUCCGGCGUCAAGUCUCAGUUUGACUUCUUCAUCUCAUCCGCACACACGGGACUUCGCAAGCCAGAUCCGAAGAUCUAUGAGGUCGCGCUUCAGGAGAUGACCGCUUUGGCGAAACAGCGCGGAAGUCCGGGAAUUCAGCCGUCGGACAUUGUCUUCUUUGAUGAUAUCGGAGAGAACUUGAAGGGUGCGAAGCGAGCUGGGAUGCGCACCGUCAAAGUCACACUAGGGAAGAUCGAAGAUGCCGUCAAAGAGUUAGAGAGGAUCACCGGUCUCUCUUUGCUAGAAGAUGAGGGCAAGGCGAGACUUUAG